AUGGCGGCAAACAUGCUCACGGAUUAUCUGAUGGGUAGGGCGAGUGAGAGUGUCAGACUCUUACUGAUUAAAACCCCCCUGUUCCUUCUCCUGCUCUGGGCCGAGGUCGCGGUGCCUCAUUGCGCUUACCCCGCAACCCCGGCUGAACAUCAGCCUUAUAGGGCCCCGUCCGUAGUGGUCUACUGGCUCUUUGAGGUGCGCGCGGAACGCUGCGCGCCGUACGCUCGACGCCUACCGCCGAGACAGGUGAACACGGUCGAAGGAUCGGGAGGUGUGAAAGAGAGAUGGGAAGGUCAUUGCCCAGCAGUGGGAGUGUGGGAUAUUACUAACUUUAAAAAAAAGGUAACGCCGCGUCGCCACAUUGCGCUUACCAAGAAACCCCGGCUGAACAUCAGCCCUAUAGGGCCCUGUCUGUGGUGGUCUAUUGACUCUUUGAGGCGCGCGCGGUACUCUACGCGCCGUACGCUCGGAUCUGGUUCUAGUCGGGCGGUGAGCUGCCCUAACUCGCCGUCCGCAGACCCGCGCUUACGGUAG
Molecule: messenger RNA, 534 nt
Organism: Spodoptera exigua (beet armyworm)
Lineage: Eukaryota; Metazoa; Arthropoda; Insecta; Lepidoptera; Noctuidae
Source: the annotation of a GenBank genome assembly